GACUGUGCUAUAGGGCUGGGCGCACUCCCCCCACCCACCCACCCACCUCAGCACCUUGGAGAAGACUUUGCUCGGGAGAUCUGUUGGGACAGAGCCUGCCCUCUGCCCGGGACCUUCUCCUGAUUGUGCUGGGAGAAAAUGAUGCAGGAAGAGUCCAGCUCCCCAGUCUCCCCAGUAGACAGUCUAAGUAACAGCGAGGAAGAGCUUGACAGGCAGCACAGCAAGAGGGGAUGCAGAAAGAAGCGAUCCACUAGGAAAAGCCCUGAGGAUCCCGACAGCCCCAUCUCAGUGAAGCGCAACAAGAAGUCCAGCAGCACCGGCAGCAGCCCGCAAUCCUUUGAAGAACUGCAAAGCCAGAGGGUCAUGGCCAAUGUCAGGGAGCGCCAGAGGACCCAGUCCCUAAAUGAAGCCUUCGCAGCCCUGAGGAAGAUCAUCCCCACCCUCCCCUCUGACAAACUGAGUAAAAUCCAGACUCUCAAACUGGCAUCCAGAUACAUCGACUUUCUCUGCCAGGUCUUACAGAGCGACGAGCUGGACUCCAAAAUGGCCAGCUGCAGUUAUGUGGCCCAUGAGAGGCUCAGCUAUGCAUUUUCAGUGUGGAGGAUGGAGGGAGCAUGGUCCAUGUCUGCAUCUCACUAACAGGAAUGCCACUACAGCACAGGCCACACAGAAAGACGAUACUUUAACCAAUGAAUGGGAAAUGGACAGUGUAGAAACUGGAGCUGGAUACCCAAAACAAUUAAAUCUGAGGAUUUUUGUGCAUUAGGGUGAAAGGGCCGAAGCGAAUGAAGGCGUGCGGAGCACUUACAGAGCAAAUCUGCCCUGGGACACUGAAUUUAUACAGCAGGGAGCCGUGUAGGUUCGCCAAAUCCAUUCCAUUCUGAUCCUGAACAAUCUCUCAUCUGGACUUUGACGAAGAAUGUUGGAAAUUAUUUUCUUUAAUUCGUUUUUCCUUGUACUUUUUGUAUACUGCAUGCAUGCGUUACCACCAGUCGUGCCUUUGAAGCCACUUUAGAGGAAAAUAUUUGAACAUUCCCAUUCUUGAAGGUUUCUAUCGAAAUCCAUUUUUUUAAAUAGGAAGGAAAAAAAUACUAUUUUUGCUAUUUGAUUCUUGGUUCAGAAAACUGUUUCUAUACAAGCGGCGGCAUCUCUUUAUUCAUCACCUGAGAAAAAAAGUUAACAUUUAUUUAUUUAUUGAUCCAUGUUUAAAAAAAAAAAUGCAACUAGAUCCGGUGUCUAAAUGCAUUCAUAUUUUUUAUGGUUGUUUUGUAAAUAUCAUUGUAUAUUAUUUUUCUGCAAUAAAUAAAUAUGAUUGAA
This is a messenger RNA of Xenopus tropicalis (tropical clawed frog), 1317 nucleotides long. It is a transcript of the gene twist1, whose product is annotated as twist family bHLH transcription factor 1. Lineage: Eukaryota; Metazoa; Chordata; Amphibia; Anura; Pipidae. Gene Ontology annotation, cellular component: nucleus. The record is from RefSeq and is marked provisional. The transcript is spliced from 2 exons. Bases 139 to 639 code for a protein of 166 amino acids. Gene Ontology annotation, molecular function: protein dimerization activity.